AUGGUGGCUGAACAAAGAAAAAUUCUUCAGUAUUUUACUGCAAUCUGCUUCAUUCUUAUUUCACAAAAGUCUGUUUUAAUUUGGUCACGAAAUCUGGCUCCGACAUUUAUGGCAAACAUGACUGUCGUACGUGUGACUGAAAAUGCACCAAAAGGUUCGUCUGUUUUUCGGAUAGCUGCUGAAGAUAAAGAUGGUGACCUACUUUUGUAUGGGUUGGAGGGAGAAUUAGCAUCAGUUUACUUUACAGUGGACAGCACCAGUGGCGACGUAACUAUUAAAGAAGCCAUUGACAGAGAGAUCUAUGCAAAGAGCAAUGAUCAUUUUGGAAUAACCAUGACUGUUGAUGAUGGAAUAAAUGCAUUGGUGAAAAAGACGCUGCAUAUUUUCAUUGAAGAUGUUAAUGACAAUGCACCAGCAUUUAAAGGGUUACCAUAUCAAGCAGAUGUCGCAGAGAAUGAAAAAAUGGGAAGAGAGAUAUUCAAAGUAUUUGCUAGCGACUCUGAUAGAGGGAAUAAUGGUUCAGUAAGAUAUGAAAUUCUAGAGUUUAUACCCUCAGAUAAUGUGGAGUUGUUUGAAAUAUCCAAAAAUGGUAGUGUUUUCCUGAAAGGUCAACUGGAAUUUGCAAAAUCCAGCAUUUACCAAGUUCUUGUCAAGGCAGUGGAUCAAGGCAUACCAGAAGUAAAAUAUUCAACUACAAGAUUGAUCAUAAAUGUGAUUGACAUACCAAAUAGGCCCCCUGAGUACUUAAGCUCCGUUUACCAUGUUCGAAUUCCAGAGAAUUUACCUGUGAACACAGUUAUUAUCACUGUAACAGCAAUUGAUGGAGAUAGGGGUAUUAACAACCCAAUCACAUACAGCAUUAAUGGUACCAGUGCAUUUAAAGUGGAUAACAUAACUGGUAGAGUCAGCACCUCCUCUAUGCUGGACAGAGAAGAUAUGGAAGAACUCAUUACAAUUGAUGUCACCGCUUUUGAACUUGUCAACGGUAUUAAGGACCCUUCAGCUACAGCGACAACAACAAUUACAAUUUUAAUACUUGAUGUCAAUGACAAUAAGCCAGUAUUCUAUUCAAUGCCUGGAACAUCUACUGACACAUUCCGUGCAAUAGUGCCUGAAGAGACUGCAAACGGCAUGCCAAUUCUUCACAUUUUUGCACAAGACCUUGAUCAAGGCAACAAUGGAACAUUUGGAGUUUUUCUUCAAGGACCAGAUUCUGCAGCUUUUAAUUUGAAUCGAAAUAUUGUUUAUAAUAAGGGAAUGUUAACGAUUCAAGUGGCAAAUUCUGAGGCACUGGACUUUGAGAAGAAUGAUGUCUUACAGCUUCAGAUUUUGGCCGUGGAAUUGGAGACAAAAGAAAGGUUCAGUUCCAUUGCAAGUAUUCGUAUUGUCAUAACGGACAUAAAUGAUAACCGCCCAGUGUUUAACCAGGAUUACUUUAUACUGGAAGUGCCAGAAGAUAGCGCAAAUGGCUACAAUGUGACUUGCAUUACCGCUACAGAUCAAGACAGUGCAAGUUUUGGUGAGAUAACCUACCAACUUUUUGGAUCGGACAGUGUGUUGCAGACAUUUGAUGUGGACCCACUACUUGGGAUGUUCUUUGUAAAAAAUAAAACCCUUUUGGACAGGGAGAGAAGACCUCAGUUUUUUGUCACAAUACAAGCCAGGGAUGGUGGAGGUCUUACAACCAAUGCACAAAUAGACAUUUCCAUCUCUGAUGCAAAUGAUCAAGUGCCUGUUUUCCGGAGAAAUAGUUACAGUGGAUUUAUUAAGGAAAACGAGGUUAAAAAUAUUGUCCAGGUUCAGGCUUUUGACAGGGACCAAGAGAAUUCCCCAAACAGUGAAAUUACAUACAGAAUCAUUGAUGGAGAUCUGACUGAACAUUUUAUAAUUAAUCACUCCAAUGGAGUAAUAUCUGUGGUCAAGCCACUGGACAGAGAAUUCAUGGACCCUUCUCUGAAUGGAGUUGUUAAUCUGAUUAUCCAAGCCAAAGAUGGUGGUCAUCCAGCUCUCAGCUCCUCAGUGCAGGUUGCCAUCACAGUUGAGGAUGUGAACGAUAAUGGCCCGGUUUUUAACCAAAGUGCAUAUUUUGUCGCUAUUCCUGAAGACCAGCAGGAUUGCUGUAUUGUUGAGGUACAUGUUUCGGACAGUGAUGUAACUGAUUCAAACCGGCUGGUGACCUACAGAAUUGAAGAUGGGGCACAGGGCCAGUUUAUUAUCAGCACUGGGAAAGGAGCCCUACUGCAAUCGGCAUGCAUCCAUUUAACUCCAGAGAGCAGGCUUGAUUAUGAUGGUGGUCCGCGGAAAUAUAGACUAACCGUGGCAGCCACUGAUUUCGGGUCUGAUCCAAAUACAAGCUACACAACCAUCGAUGUGGAUAUUUUAGAUGCAAAUGACGAGGCUCCUGUUCUCAUUAGGAGUUCACUCUAUGACGUGUUUACAAGUGAAAAUGGAAUAAUCAAUACAACCAUCGGAACAAUCCGGGCUUUUGAUCCAGACACUGAUGCAGAAUUGCACUUCUUUAUCAGAGGAGCUGAGUGCCUUGAUGGGAAGGGGGAAAGGAUGAACAGUUCACUCUGUAAAAACUGGUUCCGACUGACGGAGCGAUCUGGAGCUUUGAUCUACAGUGGUCCUGUUGACCGGGAAAGAGUUGAAACUGUUUUGCUCAGAGUACAAGUUGUGGACUACAACACUGUGCAUUCUUCAAACAUGAGUGAAGAAGGGCGCAUUAAAAUUAUCAUUACUGAUGAAAAUGACAAUGCUCCUGUAUUUUCUAAAACAGAAACUAAAAAAGUUGUUGUAUUGGAAUUUCUCACCGAGAGCUUAGAGGUUGCAGUGUUGGAGGCCACUGACCGUGAUGUUGGAAAGAAUGGUGCUAUCACAUUCCAUGUUGCAAAAGUCACUUUUGCUGUGCCAGGAGCAUCACCAGUCAACAAAACAGUGACAGAAUUCUUUUACAUUCAAACAUCUUUGAACAGCAAGUAUAUGUGGGAAGGUAGUUUACGGUUAAAAAAUUAUUUGAAAUUAGAGGGAUGUUGGAAGAUAAAAAUUGUCGCCAUGGAUGGGGGAAUACCCAGCAACGCUGCUCAUCUCCUAUUAGAAGUCUAUGUCGUUAAUGGGAACAGUAAAUUACAAUUAGUCUUUGACAAGCUGCCAGGAAGUGUGCUCCUUGUGGAGAAACAAAUACUGAGCAUUUUAAAAGCCACCGUGCCUGGAACCAACGUGAUUGUAUCAAAAGUUUCACCAGCAAUCAAGACCAGUAACUUAAAAAGAACAUUUAUGGACGUGUAUUUCAUUGAUAGAAAAGGAGCUGCUGUCAAUCCGGAUGUUAUUAGAGGAGAGAUAGAAAAGAACGUUUCUGCUCUUGCAAGUCUUAUUGACCUAGGUUUGACAACUCUGGGUUCUCUCUCAUCUCAUCUCAAACCUGAUAACAAAGCAGACCUGCAUCGAGUGAUUUUUGUCUUAGCUACUGCCAACAUAACCUCUAUUGCUUUAGCUGUACUUCUCCCUGUGUUUAUUAGACAAAGGUAUCUACGAAAAUUGAAAGCUGCUUUAGCACUGAGUGUGGCAGAGUUGACCUUCAUGAGAAGGAACCCCAUGGUUUUAGAUGUACCUGGAACAAACAUGUAUACCACAGAAGGAUCAAAUCCAAUUUGGAAUAAUACUCAGCUUAGAGAAGGCACCAGCUGUUUUAAUGACGACACGUGCUUUGACCGGAAAAGUUUGAACUCCCUUGAUGAUAAUGCCAUUGCUGAUGAGGAUUACUUUAAUAUUCGGGAAAUGAACUCCAGCAAAUAUCAGGAACAAAGAGGGAAUGCAUUUUCCAUAAAUGCACAAAAAUGUGAUUCCGAAAGUCCUCAAGAGGCUAUAGCCCACAACUUCCUCGCCAUGGCUCUAUCAUCCCACGAAGAAAGAAAAUACAGAAAAGCUGAAAACCGGAAAAAUGAUCAAUUUACUCAAUAAUGAAAGACUGAACGGUACUAAUCUGUGAAGGGAGAAUUUUAAGCUAUAUUUUGUGACUUUCUGGGUUGAUGUAGAGUCUUAAUUGCAAAUGUAAAAAUUAACCUUACCAGUUGGAUUUUUAUCCUGUGAUUGACUUUGCAGAAGCCUGAAGAUAAAGCCACCAUCCAGAAUAAACGUCUAAAUUCUAGGUCAGUAUGAAAGUUACCUGGUUUUGGGAUCUGAAUGUGACUUUGUCACAAAAUUCACUCAAUUCUCAAGAGGUUUAUAAGCAGUUCUGUUGCACCCUGAUCAAACUACUAUAUUUACUUCUUAGUGACACUCUGUUCUCUGCAAUUGGGACUCCCAAAAUGAGGUCCAUAACCC
Mobula hypostoma (lesser devil ray) is the source of this 4323-nucleotide messenger RNA. RefSeq names its product cadherin-related family member 2-like. Gene Ontology annotation, molecular function: cadherin binding; calcium ion binding. NCBI's taxonomy places the organism in Eukaryota, Metazoa, Chordata, Chondrichthyes, Myliobatiformes, Myliobatidae. The transcript has 31 exons. Gene Ontology annotation, biological process: calcium-dependent cell-cell adhesion; homophilic cell-cell adhesion; cell-cell adhesion mediated by cadherin. Gene Ontology annotation, cellular component: adherens junction; catenin complex; plasma membrane. The record is from RefSeq and is a predicted model, not a curated record. Bases 1 to 3960 code for a protein of 1319 amino acids.